This is a messenger RNA of Pecten maximus, 4496 nucleotides long. RefSeq names its product zinc finger protein 2-like. Gene Ontology annotation, molecular function: DNA-binding transcription factor activity, RNA polymerase II-specific; RNA polymerase II cis-regulatory region sequence-specific DNA binding. Gene Ontology annotation, cellular component: nucleus. The transcript is spliced from 3 exons. Gene Ontology annotation, biological process: regulation of transcription by RNA polymerase II. The record is from RefSeq and is a predicted model, not a curated record. Lineage: Eukaryota; Metazoa; Mollusca; Bivalvia; Pectinida; Pectinidae. Bases 552 to 2438 code for a protein of 628 amino acids.
CACAGGUCAGGAUAAAAAUCACUGCUGCUUGUCGGCAACAAAGACAAGAAUUACUCGAAUUAGGGACCGUCGCCUGUGAAAUAUUGGCUGAUGAAAAAUUAUGCAAUACUUUGGUUGCCCCUAAAGACAAUACAGACUGAAGACUGCUGUAAUGUCUGAAACUUCCAAAUAACCUGAAGCCUCCAAAACACAGAAAGCCAUAAUGUAAGAAUCAAGUGAUUUAUUGUCCUCAACUCACGAUAAGUUGUUAAGAAGUGCCUGAGGAUACAACAUUCCUAUCAUGUGAUAUUGGAAUCAUAAUGUCUUUGAUUAGGACAAUGUUGGAUAUCUAUUUAAACAAACAAGUUGUAUAUACAGGACACAUGAUACAUGGAAACAUCUGACAGGACACAGACAUAGAAUUGUCCACUUACCAUGUGGCUUGUUUGACGAGGUUCAAUGUGAAUCUUUGUCGAUGGAAGGACAUAUCAAGCAAGCAUAACAGACGGAUUCUGUUGAUUCCGAUCAGGUAGAGAUAAACAAUUAAGGCACAUAACGAUAAGGUUAGAAACAUGUCGAGUUGUGAACAAGAUCCUAGUAAUUCUUCUCCCUUCCGACUGGACACACAAGGAGAAGAGGAACCAAGGAUGCCGAAAUGUGAACAAGAUCUGAGUGAUUAUUCUCACCGAGAGGUCCAAUUAAAAACACGAGCCGAGGAGAAACCAAGUACGCCGAAAUGUGGUGCAGAAUUUAAUGAUACCUGCCAGUCGGAGAUAGUUUUGGACAAAGGACUAGACUUAUCUAAAUGUAAUACAGAAGCUGGUGUCUACUCUCAGGUGAAGGAACCUUUAAAUACACCAAUAGAUACGGAACCGAACAUGUCGAGAUGUGAGGAAGAGUGUAGUAAUUCCUCUCAGACGGAGAAACCUCUGUAUACACAAGAGGAGCAGGAGCCAAACAUGUCGACACGAGAUGAAGAAUUUAAUGAUAUCUCUCACAUGGAGGUUGACAUGAAGGAACAGACAGAUGAUGAACCUGAUGUGUCGGAAUGUGGAAGAGAAUUUAAGGACUUCUCUCAGCUGGGGAAUCAUACGCAGACACAAACAAAGGAACAACCAAAUGUGUUGAAAUGUAAGACCGAAUUUGGUGACUCUUCUCAGCUGGAUAAAGACAUGAAUACGCAAAUGGAUGAGGGACCAGACACAUCCAAAUAUGGAACAGAAUCGAGUAACUCCUCUCAACAGGACCCCGAGGUACCGACAGACGACGAACCAAACAUGUACACAUGUGGUGUGUGUGAAAAGGAAUUUGGUGAUUCGUCACAGCUGGAAGUUCACAUCAGGACACAUACAAGUGAUGGACCAUAUACGUAUAUCUAUGAGACAAACGAUCAUAAUUCAAUCGACACGUCACUGGUUAAAUCGCUAAGUAAGACAGAUUUGAAACCAUUCAAAUGCAAUGUUUGUGGGAAAGAGUUUAGUGAGAACACCUACUUUCAUGCACACAUGAAGACACAUGCCAAAGAAAGGCCACACAGAUGUGAUGUGUGUGGCAAAGCAUUCACUUGUGUAUCAACUCGAAACAAGCACCUGCGCACACAUACAGGGGAAACGCCAUUUAAAUGCGAGGUCUGCGGUAGAGGAUUCAGUCGUACAUCCGACGUGAAGAGGCAUUAUCGGACACAUACAGGAGAAAAGCCGUACAAAUGUGAUGUCUGCUUUAAGGAGUUUAGUCAGGCGUCCGCCUUACAAGCCCACAUGAGGACACAUACAGGGGAGAAACCUCACGGAUGCAAUGUCUGUGGUAAAAAUUUCAGUCGCACAUCAAACUUACAGAAACACAUGCGAACACAUACGGGGGAGAGGCCGUAUAAGUGUGACAUAUGUGGUAGGGCAUUUGGUCAGUCGGCUAACCUGCACUCGCAUCUUAUGAUACACACGGGCGAGAAACCAUACGAGUGUGAAAUCUGUGGUAAGGAAUUCACACAGACGAAUGAUGUUAAAAUGCAUCUCAGGACACAUACCGGAGAAAAACCAUGCAAAUGUAGUGUUUGUGGUAAGGACUUCAGUUUCUCAUCAAGUCUACAUAGACAUAUGAGGACACACACAGGUGAAAAGCCACACAAAUGUUAUUUCUGCGGUAAAUGCUUCAGCGAGUCUGGACAUCUAAGUAACCACAUCCGGACACAUACAGGAGAGAAGCCGUAUAAAUGUGACGUUUGUGGGAAGGAACUUAGGCAAGUGAAUGAUCUGAAGAUUCACUUGAGGACACAUACAGGAGAGAAGCCAUACAAGUGCGAUGACUGUGAUAAAAGAUUUUGCUCCUCGUCUGCUCUACGUAAACACGUCAAAACACAUACAGGGGAGAAGCCGUACAGCGACUUUCUUGGUCUGGAUUUAUCGUCCUCUAACAUGCAGACAGAGCCUGAGGCUGUGACAGAUGCACAAGAGAAACCAUAGACAUGUUCUACAUGUGAUUAAAAUUAACAUUAAAUAAUAAAAUAUUAACAGCCACCUGCAUGGUUAGUAGUGAUAGGGAAAAUAGCACACCUUUGUUUUAUAAAAUAGCGAUGAAUAUUUUUUUUGAUAAAUGGUAACCAGAUGUAGACGGCUGUACAUUAGUGCAUUUUAAGUGUUACCUCUGGUCAGGAUAUCAGUAAAGCACUCGUUGGUUUAAUCUUUUAUGAAAUGUGUGCAUUUUGUAAAUUAAUUUUAUCUUAGGUGAUACUAAAUGUUUCAUUAUAGCAAGAAUUUUUUUUUUCAAUGUCAAAAUGUGUUUCUGUUAGUUGUUAUCAGGUAACAAAAUCAUACAUUCAUAAUGUGACUUAAUUGGUAUUGGUCAUUACAGUUUUUAGCUCGCCUGCCCGAAGGGCAAUUAAGUGGGCUUAUAUGCCAAGUCUGUUGUCCGCCUGUCUUUCGUCCGGCCAUCUGGCCGGCGUCAACAUUUCAAUUAUAUCAAUAACCAAGAGGCCUCGAGAAGGGCCUGUAUACAUGUAUGUAGCAUGCUGGGAUGACGGGCUAUCAAGUUUGUCCAAAUGAAUGACCUUGACAGACAUUCAAGGUCACAGGGAUCAAAUAGGCUAAUAUUUUCAAACGACUUCUUCUCAAUAACCAAAAUACCCAGAGAUCUGAUAUUGCAUUUGUAGCACCGGUAUACUGAGAUAAAGGGCUGCCAAAUUUGUUCAAAUGAAUGACCUUGACCUACAUUCAAGAUCACAGGAUUCAAAUAGGCUUAAAUAUUUUAAGAUUAAGAGGCCCAGGGACUUGAUAUUGAGUCUGUAUAUGUAGCAUGCUUGGGUGAAGGGCUACCAAUGCAAGUUUGUUCAGAUAAAUGACUUUUUCUUACAAUGUACAUUCAAUGUCACAGGGAUAAAAUAGGCUAAAGUCUUUUAACAACUUUCUUCUCAAUAAUGAAGAGGUCCAGGGACUUGUUAUUGAGUCUGUAGCCUGCUUGGGUGAAGGGCUACUAAGUUUGUUCAAAUGAAUGACCUUAACCUUUAUUCAAAGUCACAUGUUAAAUAUACUAAAAUAUUUCCAUGACUUCUCCUCAAUAACCAAAAGAUCCAGGAACAUGAUAUUUGGCUUGUAGCAUGCUUUGGUGAAGGACUAGAAAAUUUGUUCAAAUGAAUGACCUUGACCAUGAUUUAAUUUGAAUUGGCCAAAAUAUUUAUAAGACACGUUUUCAAAUAUCUGCGAGACCCUGAGAUCUUAUAUCUGGUCUCUGAUACACUUGGUUUUUUUUUGGUUUGUGUAUAAAAAAGGAUCAUUGGAUAGCAGGUGAGCAAUACAGGCCCAUUGGGCCUUUGUUUAUGAGCUGGCCCCCUGGUCCUUGAUCACAUUUCCUUGUCUGAGUUUUAUUUCUGCACAGUAAUACCCUGGUAUGUAGCAUUACAGUUUCAAUGUUAAAUCAUCAAAAGACAAAGCUUUAUAGAUACAGGUCAGAUGUACUAGCUACAGAGUACAAAGUAAUGACUGCCACACUGAGUGAAAUGUUGGCAGCAACAUAUACCACUGUCAGACCAGCGUCGGUUUCAAGUCAGUAGUAAAGUGUCCAUACCUAAAGGCCAUACUAGACUGAUUGUUCUGUACUAAUUAUAUCUAUGACACUAUAUAAUUGUGGUCUGGAUUUGGCCAUACUAGUUGUAUCAAUACAUAGUACUGAUAUAAUUUGUUAACACUUAAAUAGGAAAAAAACAUUCUGCCAUAAUUAUAUUUAGUGAUCAAUAAUUACAUAAUGAUUAUUUUAUUUCGUGGUCAUUUCAAUUUUUUAUACCUAUAUCUUAGUUUGAUGUAGUCGUAACUAUCAGAUGGAUUUGUUAUAGUUAUAUAAAGUGUUAAAAGAUUUUCCUCGUGAACCACCUGUUAACCAUAUAUGUUACAUGCCAAUAUUCUCUUUCAUUGAAUCAAUUUAAUAUAGCAACAUAUUACAUCAUCUAUGAUCAAUUGGAUGUUAUUCAAUGUAUCAAUUCUAUAUUAUUAUACAUUGUAUUAAUUACAUAAUGAUAUAUACAUUGUAUC